UCCGGCGGAAGCCCCUCCCUGUUAGCCGUUAGCCGCUUAGCUCAGUAGCCGGACGACCGGAGGAGUAAACCGGGAAACAGGAGAUAAAACCCCGGAGAAGAGAUCAAAACACCGAGCAGAGGAGGGAAUGAGCCCGGCGGAGGACGGCAGAGGACCGCGGUGACCGGACAGCGAGUCUGCCGCCGAAUCAACCCGCUGAACGCCUCAGCACAGAGAAGCCUGGAAAACACUGAACCUCCUCCAGACUCUCCUCCGCUGCUCCGCUGCUCCUCCACCUCCUCCUCCUCCAUCUCCUCCACCUCCUCCUCCAUCUCCUCCACCUCCUCCUCCAUCUCCUCCUCGGCUCUCCGUUUACCGGAGGAACCAGCCCCAGCACGGACACGCAGCCUGUGAACGACCAUGCAAUCAAUCCCCGCUCGCCCUCGCCGUUAGAGAGAGAGAGAGAGAGAGAGAGAGAGAGAGUGUGUGUGUGUGUGUAUGAUUGUGAGAGAGUGUGUGUGAUCCAGGAUGGGGUUCGGUCGGGAUCUGAGGAAUUCCCACGAGGGAUUAUUGAAGCUGCAGGACUGGGAGUUAAAGCUGCUGGAGACGGUGAAGCGUUUCAUGACACUGAGAGUGAAGAGCGAUAAAGAAUACGCCGCUCUGCUGCUCAGCAUGACUCAGCAAACGGAGAAACAGGAGGCUGCCGAUUACGUCAGCACUGUGAACAAGUCCUGGUCUCAGGUGGUUCGUCAGACUGAGGCGUUGGGUCGAGUCAUGAGGAGUCACGCCGAUGAUCUGAACUCUGGUCCUCUGCACCGUCUGGCCACGCUAAUCCGAGACAAGCAGCAGGUGAAGAAGAGCUACCAGAGUCUUCAUCAUCAGCUGGAGAGCCACAACCACAAGGUAACCAGGACUGACCUGGACAAACUGAAGGCGACGUAUCGUCAGCUGAGCCGCGACGCUAACAACGCCAAAGAGAAAUACCGAGAGGCGCUCGCUAAAGGCCGGGAGGCGGAGCGUGCUCGGGAACGUUAUGACAAAGCGACGGCGAAGCUUCACAACCUUCACAACCAGUACGUGUUGGCGGUGUGCGGCGCUCGAACGCAGCAGGACGAACACCGCCGCCGCGCCGCACCCGCUCUGCUCGACGCCCUGCAGAGGAUGCAGGAGGACAUGACGCUCGCCCUUAAAAGUAUCCUGGAGGAGUACUGUGAGAUCAGCAGUUUGUUGACGGAGGAGAUCGUUAAAGUUCAUCAGGAGAUCUCAGCAGCUGUCGAGCAGAUCGACCCGCUGGCAGAGUACCAACACUUCAUCGACGCCUACAGGUCUCCGGAGACUCCGGAGGCGAACGUGGAGUUCGAUGCGUCUCUUUUGGACGAGACGGACAACCUGCCGGCCAAUGAGAUCCUCUGGAACACGCUGACGGCCGACAGCCUGCAAGCCAUGUUGUCGUCUGCGACGGAGGAGCUGUCGUUGACUCAACAGAACCUGCAGACGAAGGAAGCGUUGGCCGACGACCUCGAUACCAAAAUCCAGACGAGUCAGCAGAGCGCCGAGAGGAAGAGCGACUGUGUCCUGCUGCUCAGUCAGAAACUCUCUCUCCUCGAGCUUCAUCACGCUGUUCAAUCCCUGCGCGGCUCCGAGGCCCGCCUCGCCUCCCAGAAGGCCCUGCUGGACGCCAAGAUGGCUGCCGCUGCCGCCUCGCCGCCCCCGCCGCCGCCUCCCCCCGCGCUGCCGUACGAGGACGACUCCCGCUCCGUUGGAUCCACUGAUAAAACGAAGGACAGGAGUUCUCGCUUCGACACUCUGCGUCACUCUCUGGCCGGUAUGAUUCGGUCUCCUAAAGCCAUGUUGGGCUCCUCCAGCUCGCAGUUCUUCGAUGUGAUCCCUACGUCAGAGCGCCCCCUGGCGGACCAGGAGUGGUAUCACGGCGCCAUCCCCCGCACUGAGGCUCAGGAGUUACUACGGCAACAGGGAGACUUCCUGGUGAGGGAGAGCCACGGUAAACCGGGCGAGUACGUCCUGUCGGUGUUUUCUGACGAGCAGAGACGACACUUCAUCAUCCAGUAUGCCGAUAGUCAGUACCGUUUUGAAGGGACGGGCUUCUCCACCAUCCCUCAGCUCAUCGAGCAUCAUUUCUCCACCAAACAAGUCAUCACCAAGAAGUCUGGAGUCGUGCUGCUCAACCCCGUCGUCAAGGAUAAGAAAUGGAUCCUGAACCAUGAGGACGUGGUGCUGGGGGAGCUGCUGGGAAAGGGUAACUUCGGCGAGGUCUUUAUAGGGACGCUGCAGCGUGACAAAAUGCCGGUCGCCGUCAAAACGUGUAAAGAAGAUUUACCUCCAGAGCUGAAGAUCAGGUUCCUGUCUGAGGCCAGGAUCCUGAAGCAGUACGACCACCCGAACAUCGUGAAGCUGAUUGGUGUUUGUACGCAGCGACAGCCGAUCUACAUCGUCAUGGAGCUGGUUCCUGGUGGAGACUUCCUGUCCUUUCUGAGGAAGAAGAAGGACGAGUUAAAGACGAAGCAGCUCGUUCGCUUCUCUGUCGAUGCUGCUGCCGGCAUGGCGUACCUGGAGAGUAAGAACUGUAUCCACAGGGACCUGGCGGCGAGGAACUGUCUGGUGGGCGAUGGCAGUGUGUUGAAGAUCAGUGAUUUUGGGAUGAGUCGUCAGGAGGACGAUGGUAUUUAUUCUUCAUCUGGACUCAAACAGAUUCCCAUCAAAUGGACCGCUCCAGAGGCUCUCAACUACGGUCGUUACAGCUCCGACAGCGAUGUGUGGAGUUAUGGGAUCCUGCUGUGGGAGACCUUCAGUCUGGGGGUGUGUCCUUAUCCUGGGAUGACCAAUCAGCAGGCCCGAGAGCAGGUGGAGAAAGGCUACAGGAUGGCGUGUCCUCAGCGUUGCCCUGAUGACGUGUACAAAGUGAUGCAGCGCUGCUGGCAGUACAACCCUGAAGACCGACCCAAGUUCUCUGAGCUGCAGCGAGACCUCGCCGCCAUCAAGAAGAAGUGAUGACAUCAUCACACGACCUCGCCGCCAUCAAGAAGAAGUGAUGACAUCAUCACACAACCUCGCCGCCAUCAAGAAGAAGUGAUGACAUCAUCGCACAACCUCGCCGCCAUCAAGAAGAAGUGAUGACAUCAUCGCACAACCUCGCCGCCAUCAAGAAGAAGUGAUGACAUAAUCACACGACCUCGCCGCCAUCAAGAAGAAGUGAUGACAUCAUCGCACGACCUUGCCACCAUCAAGAAGAUGUGAUGACAUCAUCACACGACCCUGCCACCAUCAAGAAGUGAUGACAUCAUCACACAACCUUGCCGCCAGCAAGAAGUGAUGACAUCAUUGCACAACCUUGCCGCCAGCAAAAGUGAUGACAUCAUCGCACAACCUCAACGCCGUUAAGAAGUAGUGAUGACAUCAUCGCAUGACCUUGCCGCAAUCAAGAAGAAGCGAUGACAUCAUCACACGACCUCACCACCAUUAAGCAGUGAUGACAUCAGAGACCACAGCAGAGUGUCAUCAGCAAAGAAGAAUUUGUUUUUGUUUGGAGGCGGGCGUGGUCAUCAGGUGGGCGUGGUCAUCAGGUCGGCGUGGUGCAGAAACGUCUUUUCAGGUAAAACCAGAAACCGUUUGGGCUGUUUGAAGUCACAACGAACACACUGAGCUACAACAUGUUAAACAUUUAACCACAGACGUGUUCGCUGCGUUCAGCUGCUGAUGUUUGAACUCGUUUAACUACAGCGUGACUCGACCGAACACUACCGACGGGUGGGAACGCCGUGUAGACGUUAGCUAGCUAUUUUAGCAUCUGUAAUACAUCAGAUAAGCUCAUAAUUCUCAGUCGACUGAAAACUGUAAAACCCUGUUGGUCAAACAGGAAGUUAAACGAGCAACUUAUGCAUCAAUGGUUGCAUAAAGGCCGGCCCACGCUGACAGAUGUUUCAAAUCUUACCAGAUGUGUAAGAUGUGAGAGAGCCCACUCAUAACCACGUCCUGUUAAAUCUAACAGUUUAGAGAAACAGCAACACCAAACUCUAACAGAUUCAUUCAUCAACAACAAGAGUCCCACUAAAGAACCCGUGAAUCUAAACCUCUGAGAUCAGACGUGACUUUAGUGAAAACAAACAUGGCCGACGACGGACAGGAAGUAUUAGAGAUGUUAGUUUUUACUUUGUUCUGAACAUUUAGGAAGGAUGGAUGGAUGAAGUCAUGGCGACAUGUUAAAUAAACACUAAUCAACAAGUUGCUCCUCCAUCUCUGAGCUCCAUCUCACUACUACUUUAUUUCUUCACGUUUAGCAUUAGCUCAUGCGUUAGCCGCGGCCGCCAUGACGGCGGUAGUUGUCCUUCCUUUUCUUCAGUCAGCUCGGUUCUCUAUUGGCUGUCCUUCUUUCCCACGUGACGGCGUCAUCGGCUGUCCUCGGGGUUCCCCCCACACACAACAGGAGAUCAUGUCUUAUGUUUACGCGCUGAACAUACGUCACACCACCUGUCACUACUGUAACCAUGGCAACAGCUUGAACACUAAAAACGUUUCCACCGCUGAGGACCAAUCAUCUGUUGACACUAAAUUAUUUUUUACAUCUUUACAGUUAGUUUCUAUUUUUAUUUAUUAUGUUUUUAUGAUUUUAAUGUUUCUGACAGCUCAACUGUCAAAAAAUGACAAACUGACCUUUAUUUUGAAAACCCGGCUGUCAGUCAUCACACAGACCACGCAAAAAAAUCAUCAAUGAAUAUUCCAUAUUUUUGUUUUGUUAUUUAAUAAUUUCGUCCUCGGAGAGAAAAGGUCUUUACACAGUUUUAUUUCCAGUGACGUUUAACGUAAAUAACAUUUUCGUUCGGUCUCCACAGUCGUCAGAAUAAAAGUCUGUCUGUAUCUGACGUUAACACACAGAGAGAGAAGAGUUAACAGACCGGGUGUACACACUAACAAUAAUCAGACUGAACGCUUCAUUAAAACUUCUGUUCAGCACGUUUGACUCAUUAAAUAUUGACAUUAAUUAUUUGUUUUUAUUGUGAAAAUCUUUUGUUUCCUGUCUGUUUAAAACGUUCUGCGGCUUGUUUAAAAACAAUUACAAAAUAAGCUAAAAAUGUAACGAUGCAACGUCAGACGUUACGCCAUGCCCUCCCCCCCCGGUCACGCUACCUGUCACUACUGUGACCAUGGCAACAGCUUGAACACUAAAAACGUUUCCACAUCUGAGGACCAAUCAGCUGUUAACACUAAACUGUUUUUACAUCUUUACAGUUAGUUUCUAUUUUUAUUUAUUAUGUUUUUAUGAUUUUAAUGUUUCUUCUCUGACAGCAGCUCAACUGUCAAAAAAUUACAAACUGACCUUUAUUCUGAAAAACCGUCAAUCAUCAUACAGACCACGCCCACUCUGACCUUUGUUUUGUUUUUUUAGGAAAUGUUUUUGACCAAUCAGUGAUUUAAAGUAUUUUGUUGUCAACUGAAAAAAUAACUAAAACAAGCAAAAAAAAUCUUUAUUUAAUUGAAAUUUAAGCAUUUUAUUAUUCAGUUUAUUAUCAUUAUUUUUAAACCAAAGUAAACAAAAAACAUUCUCCAAUGACGCAACUCCAAAACAAUUCUUAAAAAAAUUUAUAAAAAAAUCUUCAGCACUUACUCAGUAUGUUUCCUGGUUGUCAUGGAAACUGAAAUGAUGUUGGAUCACUUUAAAAUGUUUAAAAAAAAAAAAAAAAUGUUUAAUAUAAAUAUGUAUAAACUACAAAUAUCUGUGUAAAUGAAUCGUGAGUCCUGAUUGGUCAGAAUCACUUCCUGGACUGCGUGAGGGCGGAGCCUAAAUGUUGGUGAUGUCAGAGCUCCAGAGCGCCGCCUACUGUUCCUGUAAAUAAAUUCAAGAUGUUUUUACAGUUUGUUUUUCUGUUGUUUUUACAGUAUUCAAACACUAAUCGUCUGUUUGUCUUUUAUAUUUGUUUCUUUAUAAAAAAAUAUUAUCGUAGCAUUUAUUAUGAAAAUAAAACAAAUCAUAUGAACAAA
Sebastes umbrosus (honeycomb rockfish) is the source of this 5973-nucleotide messenger RNA. It is a transcript of the gene fer, whose product is annotated as fer (fps/fes related) tyrosine kinase. The transcript is spliced from 20 exons. Bases 508 to 2988 code for a protein of 826 amino acids. Gene Ontology annotation, biological process: Fc-epsilon receptor signaling pathway; cell adhesion; regulation of mast cell degranulation. Gene Ontology annotation, molecular function: ATP binding; non-membrane spanning protein tyrosine kinase activity. The record is from RefSeq and is a predicted model, not a curated record. Lineage: Eukaryota; Metazoa; Chordata; Actinopteri; Perciformes; Sebastidae.